AAAAGGGCGCUGCGUUCAGGCUCGCUGGUAACUUCCCGCUCCCUCCCCUCCCUCCCAUACACACCACACAUACUUGUAUUUUGCGCUGUCGUAAAACCCACGUGUCCAGCCGGAGUCUGCCAGAGCCGAGCAAAGAGCCCGGGGGCGACCGCGAUGCGCAGCCACGGCAGAGGGAGCCCGGCGGCUCGGAGCUAGCCGGCCCGCCGGUCCCCGGCACCUGGAAGAGGACCGCCCCGCUUCCCCGUGGACAAAGACCAAAGAGAAGCUUCUCUCAACCCUCCUCCGGCUCGAAGGCUCCCGGGGCUGCCUACACCUCCGCACGCCGACCGCGCAGCAGCCGCUCGGGCGCACCCCGCUCAGGCAGCGCGAUGCUGAAGCCCGGCGACCCCGGCGGAUCCGCGUUCCUGAAGGUGGAUCCCGCCUAUCUGCAGCACUGGCAGCAGCUUUUCCCGCAGAGCAGCCAGCUCAAGACCAGCGGGGCCCUCGCCCAGCUCCAGCCGCCUGAGAGAGCCGAGCCUCCGGCUGACAGCCUCCGCCAGCGCCCGGCCUCCCUCUCCUCCGCCUCCUCCUCCUCUUCCUCGUCCACUCCGUCUUCCUCCUCCACCUCCUCCUGCGUCGCCGCGGCGGCCGCUUCCCUGGCCGGCCUGACCUCCCUGCCCGUGACCCAGCUCCCGGUCUUCGGGCCGCUGCAGAGCUCCGAGCCCCCGGCCGGGGGAGCGCCCGCUCCCCUGCAGGGCAAGGACUUGUGCGGGGCCGGCGGCGGCGGCGGCGGCGGCAAAUGCGGGGAGCGCGGCGCCGCUCGGUUCCGGUGCACGGCCGAGGAGCUGGACUACUACCUGUACGGGCAGCAGCGCAUGGAGAUCAUCCCCUUGAAUCAGCACACCAGUGACCCCAACAACCGAUGUGACAUGUGUGCUGAUAACCGCAACGGCGAGUGCCCCAUGCAUGGGCCCCUCCACUCCCUGCGCCGUCUGGUGGGCACCAGCAGUGCUGCUGCAGCAGCCCCUCCACCUGAGAUCCCAGAGUGGCUCCGGGACCUGCCCCGGGAAGUGUGCCUAUGCACCAGCACAGUGCCUGGCCUGGCCUACGGCAUUUGUGCGGCACAGCGGAUCCAACAGGGCACCUGGAUCGGGCCCUUCCAGGGAGUCCUGCUCUUGCCAGAGAAGGUUCAAGCAGGAGCCAUCAGGAACACUCAGCAUCUCUGGGAAAUAUAUGACCAAGACGGGACACUGCAGCACUUUAUUGAUGGUGGAGAACCCAGUAAGUCAAGCUGGAUGAGGUAUAUCCGAUGUGCAAGGCACUGCGGGGAGCAGAACUUAACAGUGGUUCAGUACAGGUCAAAUAUAUUCUACCGGGCUUGUAUAGAUAUCCCCAGGGGCACCGAGUUGUUGGUGUGGUACAAUGAUAGCUACACAUCUUUCUUUGGAAUCCCUCUCCAGUGCAUUGCACAAGAUGAAAAUUUGAAUGUCCCUUCGACUGUAAUGGAGGCCAUGUCCAGACAAGACACCCUACAGCCAUUUAAUAAAAGUAGCAAACUAUCCCCUGCCACUCCACAGCGAUCCAUAGUAUUUCCACAGACUCCGUGUAGCAGAAAUUUUUCUCUCCUGGAUAAGUCUGGGUCCAUCGAGUCAGGAUUUAACCAGAUCAGUGUCAAAAACCAACGAGUUCUUGCAAGCCCAACUUCAACAAGCCAACUAAAUUCUGAGUUCAGUGACUGGCAUCUUUGGAAAUGUGGGCAAUGCUUUAAGACUUUCACCCAGCGGAUCCUCUUACAGAUGCAUGUGUGUACGCAGAACCCUGACAGGCCCUACCAGUGUGGUCACUGCUCCCAGUCUUUCUCCCAACCUUCGGAGCUGAGGAACCACGUAGUUACACACUCCAGCGACAGGCCUUUCAAGUGUGGCUACUGCGGUCGUGCCUUUGCUGGUGCCACAACGCUCAACAAUCACAUCCGGACACACACCGGGGAAAAGCCCUUCAAGUGCGAGAGGUGUGAGAGGAGCUUCACACAAGCCACCCAGCUGAGUCGACACCAGAGGAUGCCCAAUGAGUGCAAGCCAAUAACAGAGAGCACAGAAUCAAUUGAAGUGGAUUAACUGAUUGACUGGUUGGAAUUAAACUGCAAGGAAAGUCAUGAUUAAAUGUCACGGACACUUAAGCAAAACCAAAGAUUUCCUCUGAGCAACUUUCAAUCAGUCCCAGAAAACCAAAAGCAGUAAUAAAAUAAGUAAGAUGUUAAGAGAUAUUGAUCCUGGCGUGGAAGUGAGACCAGGAAAGAGAUUAUUUAUUUAUGACUAGGGAUGAGUCUUAUUUCAAUUGACAAGUUACUUGGGACUGUUAACAUUUCAAGUCCCGCCAUGUAUUGCUUUAAUUCUAAAAGCCUUUAUAAUCGUUAUUUAAUGCCAAAGUGAGGAAUCUCAAGGGUUCUUCUGCCCGUAGUUAUGACUGAGAAUGCACAUGGACUUGUUUAUUGUUGCACCUUUUUUUGUAGCAUGACUCAAAGAACCCAGAUGUAAUCCGUACAUUUGGUUGGGCUGGGCUAAGUUGAUCUUGACAUGGCUGUAAUAGAAAUUGCUAUGUGGGAUGGGAAGUGAUCAAGAGCUAUACCUGGGUCAGUGUCAGCCUCCUCAGACCAAAGGGCAUUUCAUUUCCAUAGUCUCAUGCCUCACACUGUGUGUACUUUUUCAUGCAAGUAGUUUCAUUCAACAGAAUUGUGUUGGCAUAGCUAUUCUGGAAAAAAAAAGAAAAAAAAAAGGGAAAAAAAAGGAAUGUUGUAUAUCUGCAUAUAUACAUUAUAUAAAGAAGCCAGUAGGAAAACUAUGUUAAACAUUAGUUUAGAGCUCUCAAAUUCAGUCUAAUAGCUAUGAAAGACAGAGGCAGUAGAAAGUAUUUUAAAGAUUCCAGUCUACGUGUAAAUCAUAUUAUGAGGAGCAAAAAACCAAGAUAAUGUUUUUUAGUUUGGGUGAUUGAUUUAAUGGCUUGCUGAUUUCUAGGAAAACUGAUCAGAAAUCCAAGCUGUAGUCCAUUGAUAUUUUUACUCUCUUGGUUUGGAUCAAAUUGAAAAUGCUCCUGUAUUAGAUAAAACUUUCAACAUACUUGGGCUGAGCUUCAAAACAAAAGCUAAAUCUGAGCUCAGAUACUUUUUAAAUGGCUUGGAGGCUUCAUAGUGUUCACUUCAUGGAAAUUUGCCUGGUACAGUCAUGAAUGAAAGGAAGCCAAAAUAUUCCCAACAUCAAUGUAAAAAGGUCAGAUGCCAUUACAUUAGUUCAAUUUAACAAUUUACAUAUUGGCUUUUUUGAAGCUUUUAUCCUUGAUGUAUUUCAGAUUUCAUGAUUUUGUCUAAUCAAGGAAUGGGUUUCACUUUUAGAGACCAGCAGUGUUUGUUUAUAUAUUGAUUGUCUCAGUGCUAGAGCUGUAGUUUGAUAAAAAUGUAAAAAAAAAAAAAAAAAAAAACACCAAAAAAACCAAACAAACCCCCCCCCCCCCCAACACACCAAAAAAACCAAACAAAAAAACCCCCACCAACAACAAGAAGAAGCAAAACCGAAACAGUUCUGAGGUCAUGCUAUAUCAUAAGGUAAAACUGCAAAAUAAAUUUGUGGAGAUUAUGGGGAUUAAAACAGAUUCAUUCAGUUUUGCACAAAAACUGAAGUGCUGGGUAGCUCAUAAGGGCUCAGUUGAUUAUAUUAAAUAUUUUAAAAACAUUUAUGGGGAUGAUUUUAAAUAUGUAGAGAAUUAUGUAUCCAAUUCUGUAAAGGGCUAGACAGAAUCAGCUACAAAUUUAAUAAUAGGUUCAGACCAUUUAUGAAUUCUGCAGAGCUCAAGCAGAAAAAGAGCAUACAAUAGAACUCAAAUACAUUUUAAAGGAAUUUAAAAGCUAAGACAUCCUUACUUCAGGAUGUUCAUUUAUUGUGUUGCAGAAAUUACACUGCAGAAUCUGGAGUUUCCAAAGCUUUGCAGGGAAUUCCUUCAGGAGUUACUGUAUUUGUGUUUGGCCAUUAAAAAUGUAAAACAUUGUGGAAAAAAAAGUUUUUUUAUCAUUGUUCUAGCAAGUACCAGAUUAUCUCAUAAACAGGCUUUGGCCCUGUGAGUUUUUCAGCUCUGUUUGUCAGUGCAGAGAUAUGGGGAGUGGGCAAUUCUGUUGUCAGUUGCCUGAUUUUAUUCUCCAAACUAUGAGAGAUUCUUAGCUACUAUAUAAAUGUGUUUGUUUGUUUGCUUGUUUGUUUGUUUGUGUUUUUUUUAGGUUCAAAGAAGCAUGGGAAGCUGGGUAGGAAGAAUUGUAACUUAAAGGUGACUAUUUGAACAUUGGUUUGUUCCUAGCAAGGCUAAUCAAACAGAAAAAACCAAAAUCUAAUCCCAAACCUUUCAGACCCUCAUGCCUGGUAGUUCAGACUUUCCCUUAUUUAAAAGGCUUAAUGUGAAGUAACAUCUUGGUGGGGCACCAGCUUGUAGUUAACAUUUGAACAGCAGCUGUAGAUCACUUCUGCAAACAAAUAGAUAGUCUCACCAAAGGAAAAAAAAAAAAAAGUCAGAAAUUUAUAAAUAGAGUAAGUGGGAAAAGAGAUAUGUCAUGCUCUGACAAGCAAAUGUGAGCUAUCUGUUAGAUCACUGACUUGUGCUGUUGCAUUAUCUAACUGUGCUCUCCUGUUCAGGGGUGUGGUUAUUGGUAGUGCAGAACACUCAGCCUCUUGCAGACAGGGAUUUAUAUUUGAAUUCUAUAAUGCAAAUAGAAUGUAAGUAUGUGCUAUAGUAUUGCAAGUUCCCUGCUGAAUAUAGAUAGGCUUACUCAUAUGUUUUAAUUAAACAUGUGUCUAAAUAUUCUCCUGAAUGGGCAUGAAAUAAAGAUCAAUUAUUUCAAGAUUUUACUGGAUU
This is a messenger RNA of Aquila chrysaetos chrysaetos, 4872 nucleotides long. It is a transcript of the gene PRDM6, whose product is annotated as PR/SET domain 6. Gene Ontology annotation, cellular component: nucleus. NCBI's taxonomy places the organism in Eukaryota, Metazoa, Chordata, Aves, Accipitriformes, Accipitridae. The record is from RefSeq and is a predicted model, not a curated record. Bases 369 to 2096 code for a protein of 575 amino acids. The transcript is spliced from 8 exons. Gene Ontology annotation, molecular function: protein binding; histone methyltransferase activity.